UCCAUUAUGGAAAAGGUUAAUAGAAUUUCCCAAAUUUACUCCGGGUGACCCCCAAAUGCGAAUGUUCCUUACACCGUUUUGGAUGAAAAUGGUUUAUCCUGGAAAACACAAUCCAGAUGAUCACAUUGUUUUCAAGGUCCAUCCACAAAUGACCAAAUAUGAUGUUCAACAAUAUUUAGAGAAACUCUAUGAUGUGCCUGUAAUGAGAGUUCGCGUCAAGAGCGUUUUCAAUGAUUUAAAACCAAGAAAACUUGAGAAAAAGAUGGUUCUUGCUCCCCAUGUCGACAGAAUUAAGGCGGAGCCUGAACGCUACGAAAAGAUUGCGUAUGUCCACUUGGCUCCUGGGCAUACUUUUAAGUUUCCGGAUAUAUUUGCCGAGAAAACUCCAUCCGAUACACUGACCAAAUUGGCCGAUCAGGCUAAGAAGUUAGCAUCCGCUGGCGAAGAUAAGGAUUAUGAAAAAGUUAAAGAGCAUAUUGGGACAACUAAGCCUAGCAAAACACUUCAGAAAAUUGAUAAAACGAACCGAAUUCCGAGUUGGUUUUUGGGCUAA
Molecule: messenger RNA, 553 nt
Organism: Protopolystoma xenopodis
Lineage: Eukaryota; Metazoa; Platyhelminthes; Monogenea; Polystomatidea; Polystomatidae
Source: the annotation of a GenBank genome assembly